AUGUGGUCGAUUAUUCAGCCCAUCCUCAUAGGCGCUCUAUUUGCUACGGCUUGUGUUAGCGCAGUCCUGCUUGAGGUCACGCACAACGAUAAGAAAUACUGGCUGUGCAGUGUCGAUCAUGAAUUACCAGCUGACGUUAAACCCUCUGAAGUUCCUUUUCGUUUCGUUGGAGACAACGUUCACGGCAAGGGUCCCAAAGAGUCGCGAUUUAGGAUGAUGGAAGGUACCACAAUAAAGCCCAUUUGGAUUGGCAACGGUCUUCCUAAUGCCGACCAUCCUAAAUGGGGCUAUGGUCAAUUUGAGCAAGCAAAAAUCAGAUUCGAAUCCACAGCUAGAGCUCUCCAGGAAGACCUUGGGUACUUCAUACUAGUAACUCUGAAUUUGCCCGGUGAUCUCGCGAAAGUAGAACCAGAAACGUGGACGGAGAUUUUGAAGGCGAACCACAAUGAAUUACGAAUCGCUGUCGCUCGGGAGAAGAGUACACAUAAUCUAGUGAAAGUCCAAGAAGCCAAUCAUCAUUUAAACUAA
This is a messenger RNA of Puccinia graminis f. sp. tritici CRL 75-36-700-3, 528 nucleotides long. RefSeq lists its product as uncharacterized. NCBI's taxonomy places the organism in Eukaryota, Fungi, Basidiomycota, Pucciniomycetes, Pucciniales, Pucciniaceae. The transcript has a single exon. The record is from RefSeq and is a predicted model, not a curated record. The coding region runs from base 1 to 528 and encodes 175 amino acids.